UUUCGCAUUUUUUAUUAACGACACGAACAUGGCCGUGUCCGCUAACGUUGCCUGCAAAGUUGCGAAGCAGGCGUUGUUGCAGUGUCGUUGCAUACUUUCAGUUCAACCGAGAAGAAACCGCCACAAAUCAAUUUUCAGAGGAAAGUGGCCAGAGGAGGCUAAAACAUUCCAACAGCGCCUAGAUGAGUUGAAUGCCAAAGACCCUGAACUAGACAGAGCCAUAAACAUUGGCUUCCCUUUGGGAAAAAAUUCGGGUGACAGAAGUAAUGAUGCUAAAAAACUGCAGCAGUGGAUCAAGUCUAAAACCUCUCUAGAGUCAGCUGCUCGGCUUAGACAUUUAAAGCUUGAUCUGGAAACUGUGAAAGAAAAAUGGCAGAAUGAGAAAGGUCCUUCUCAUCUCCGGACCAUUGCUGAGCAUUAUGGCAUUUUUGAUGAUUUGUUUGGCAGUGCCUUUUUCUACAACACAAAUCCACUAACUGUUUGCUAUGAUUACGAUGAAGAGUUUGUAACACCAGUGUACUAUGGAAAUAAAAUACCCCCUGCAGAGGCAGCUGUGCAUCCCUUUAUAGACUAUAAAAGUGAUGCGGAGACUCUGUGGACACUGAUCAUGUCAUGUCCAGAUGGUAAUUUGCAGCACAAUGACAAAGAAUGUCUUCACUGGUUUGUGGGCAACAUUCCAGGCAGCCAAAUUGACAAGGGAGAGACUGUCUGUGACUACCUGCAGCCAUUUCCAGUCCGAGGAGUUGGGUAUUUACGGUAUAUCUUUGUUCUCUACAAACAGAAUGGCAAGAUGGACUUCAGCAAAUUCAAGAAAUCUGAUAGCAUGUCUCUUCAAGAACGAACCUUCAGCACACUAGAAUUUUAUAGGCAGCAUCAGGAUAACAUUACACCAGCUGGACUUGCAUUCUUUCAAAGUCGCUGGGACUCUUCUGUACGGUCAAUAUUUCAUGAUGUGUUGGGAAUUCCAGAACCUUCCUAUGAAUUUAUUCGCCCACCCAACUACCAUCCACAGCAGAAAAGAUACCCACACAAACAGCCUUUUAACUUGUACCUAGAUCGCUAUCGUGAUGUGAAAGACAUACAAGAAGAAGUGCUCAAGGAACACCUCAAGAAAACAGACCCAUUUCAGCCCACUGUAGAACCCAAGUACCCUAACAUCUAUCCUCAUGCUGGGUACAUCCCAUCAUGGCUAAAAACGCGCAUCCAGAAUAUGCGAUUUGGUAGACAUCAGUGGAAACACCUGAAACCUGAGGUUUGAACUUGCAGAGGGGUCAGCAUAGACUGUGAUGAUUGGGUGUGACAGAAUAUUCUGUUAGUGCAUGAAUGAAAACAGUUGAUGCUGCUAAAAGCAGAAGAGUCUAGUGGCCAAGGAAAUUAAGGCUAUGCAUAUAAAGAAAAGAAGUUGGAUUUAUCAGCCGAAAAAUGCAGUAAAGUGAGAAUUAUUUUAUCAACAUCAUAGAAUGGGGAGAACUACUAAGUUCUACUUGUGGUUUGUGUUAUUCAGGUUUUUAGUUUUAGGCUUGUGGUAUUUGGAGAGCCACUGGAAUGAAAUAGCAAAGAUUGUGUUAAGAUUUUCCACCUAUUCCUACACUUUUCAAAAAGAGAUUAAACACCAUUGUGAGGAAUUUAGUUCUUUAAAAUGAUUGUCUUCCUUUUAUAAAUGUUUGUUCUACAAUCUGUGUAAGUUUCUUGCCUUCUCAAAAAAAAUAGACAAUGACAAGAAUAGUGAUGCA
Molecule: messenger RNA, 1733 nt
Organism: Pomacea canaliculata
Lineage: Eukaryota; Metazoa; Mollusca; Gastropoda; Architaenioglossa; Ampullariidae
Product: 39S ribosomal protein L38, mitochondrial-like
Exons: 8
Coding region: 29-1258 (409 amino acids)
Cellular component (GO): mitochondrial large ribosomal subunit
Source: RefSeq, a predicted model, not a curated record